GUUUGCCCAUUCAUUCCUCAUGGAUCCUUCAAGCAUUGACUUUCCCGUUGAUCAUCAACAGUCCGUCAUGCGUCUCUGUACAGAAAGUGGUUGCACCGAUGCAGCGAUAGGAAAGGGUCGGUAUUGUAAGAAACACCGGAACAAGCAAUACAAACAGAGAUAUAGAAGAAAGAAGAAACGAGAAGCGGCGGCACCUGCAUCUGAUCCGGAUUUGGAGCAGGCAAAGAGGAAAUUAAUGGAGAAAGUCUCUCAGUCUCAAGAAGCUGCCGGUUCGGCUAGUAGUGAACCAGACUAUAAAGAUCUUCUUCAUCCAGUGCUUGUACAAAAGCGACAGGAACUGCUGGAUAGCGAAGAAGUCAUUCUGCACCUUAAGAGAGAACAAGAGAAAGUGAGACUUGAAUGUGAAAAGAAACGAAGACCAAAAGACGAGGUACUCGCCGAGUAUCAAUCAUUACAAGACGAAGCAGCCGUGUCCGCAGCAAAGAGACAGAAAAGUGACAAAGACACAAAACACAGCGACAGCAGCAAAGAUUGGACGUCACCGAGUGAAACAGACACACUUGACACAUCCGGAACGAGUCACAGCUCACUGAAUAGCAGCACUGGCAUCACCGACAACAAAGACAGUGAAGAUGCGGUACUAGAGCAGCAUGGACCAAAAAGUACAUAAAACUUUGAGUAUAAAAUAUUUAAUUAUUUUUAAUUAUUUUAUUUUAUUUUUUGAUUACGUAAGUACUAAAUAUUAAAUUACAAAUUUUGUUAUUAUUUUUGAUUGUAAUAAAUCGCGUGA
This is a messenger RNA of Corticium candelabrum, 790 nucleotides long. Its product is annotated as regulatory factor X-associated protein-like. Gene Ontology annotation, cellular component: nucleus. The coding region runs from base 20 to 670 and encodes 216 amino acids. NCBI's taxonomy places the organism in Eukaryota, Metazoa, Porifera, Homoscleromorpha, Homosclerophorida, Plakinidae. The transcript is spliced from 3 exons. The record is from RefSeq and is a predicted model, not a curated record. Gene Ontology annotation, biological process: regulation of transcription by RNA polymerase II.